Messenger RNA from Phytophthora nicotianae INRA-310, 1576 nucleotides. RefSeq lists its product as hypothetical. Gene Ontology annotation, biological process: regulation of DNA-templated transcription. Gene Ontology annotation, molecular function: sequence-specific DNA binding; DNA-binding transcription factor activity. The record is from RefSeq and is a predicted model, not a curated record. The transcript has 2 exons. NCBI's taxonomy places the organism in Eukaryota, Oomycota, Peronosporomycetes, Peronosporales, Peronosporaceae. The coding region runs from base 175 to 1299 and encodes 374 amino acids.
CUGAAUUUUUGCUGCAAGCCGACCCAGCCUCACUUACCAAAAAGACAGCCGCAGGUCACUUGCAUUCAUUCAAGCAGCCAGCAGCAGCAAACAGCACCCACUACACAAGAGAGCAAGCGAGCAAGGCGCAUAACGCCACAGCACACAGCACACAGCCACAACACACAGAGCAAUAUGAAGGACUCCUCACCCAGUAGCGUCGCCGUGCUUGCACCCAGCACACCCGCUGGCAACCGCCGCCCACGAGCCCAGAGCAUGCAGCACUUCGGCGACAAAUGCUCAGUACCGCGCGAGUGCUGCAGCUCCGGGUCUUUCGUGAGCAAACUGUACCGAAUGGUCGACACAGAGCCUUCCACGAUCGUCUCGUGGUGUCGAGGCGGCAGCGCAUUCUGCAUUGUAGACCCCAAGAUGAUGGCAGAGCACUGUCUUCCCAAAUACUUCCGCCACCGACGCUUCUCGAGUUUGAUCCGCCAGUUGAACUUCUACAGCUUCUACCGCGUGCAGGAGGGCCAGCUCACGAUCUAUCAACACUCUUUCUUCCGGAAGGGCCGUCCCGACCUACUCGUGCAUAUCAAGCGCCGCGGAGCUGGCAAGGCUAAGGAUCCGUGGUUUGACCCCCUGGCCAACACAAGCAGCAAGGCACCGGAGCAGAACACGCCGUCAGUCGUCAACCUGACGCCCAUGGGCGGCGCACAGACGCCUACGAUGACUCCCACGCCUCUGGGUCUCUCCGCCUGCUACUCACCCAUGGCCAAGCCCGUCCAACUGGACAACAUGUCACCGGCAUUGAAGCCUGCUAUGGUUCAAGCCUGUCCGCCAUCAGUGGAUCUAGGUGGCUCGUACCUGAGCGACGGCCUGAUGAAGAAGGACAUGGACCACACGUACCCAUUACCGUCAGCACUCAACAUGAAGAACGAGUUGCUGUUCGGCGACUUGAUGGACACGAGUCUGUCGCUCCCCAAGACGUCGAGCGGCUUGUCUGCGCCGUUGGACAUCGACAUCCAGGACUUUCUCACGGACGACUGCAACAUCACACCCGAACAGAUCGACGACCGACUGUGCAGUGGCGUCAACCAGAACAAGUGCGCGAUGGUCUCGCGCGACUGUCUCAAGUUUGACGAUCCGCAGAGUCUGGAGCCGUCGCCUGUGCUGACGAACCAGGAGGAUACAGAGUCGGCGAGCUUCGAGGACGAGGUGCUCAUGGAUCUGGCCAAUGUGGAGCCAGGUGCAUGGGAAGUGCCUUUGUCUCCGUUGAACGACGAGGAGGACGUGAUGCCGUGGCUAGACUUGUGCUUCUAGAGAUGCUCCGACCCAUUGAUAGACCAAGAGAAUGUGACGCUGACUAUUUAAUGCCCCAGCGACGCUGCUCAGCCCCAAGUCUGUCCUCCCCCAUCAAGGCCUCCAGGCAAGUUUUCUCUCAUCAUCGUUCCCGUUAUGACUCGAGUCGUAGGAUGUAGGCAGGAAUUAAGUUAGCAAAGUUAUUAAGGCGAGGAUUAGGACAGUAUGUAAAGUAGGGUAGGCAGCAGAGCUAAGGAAACGAAACACGAUGAAAAAAACAAGGAUGUUUUAUUCGACA